GGUUCUAUGCAACAAGUUAGCUCCCAUUUCUUAGAGCAGACCCUUGAUAAGAAGCUCAUGUCAGAUCUGAGGAGGAAACGGACUGCACAUGAACGAGCCAAAGAGCUCUACAGCUCUGGGGAGUUCUCAAGUGGCCGGAAAUGGGGAGACGAUGCUCCCAAAGAAGAGAUCGACACGGGCGCUGUGAACCUCAUCGAGUCGGGAGCUUGUGGGGCCUUUGUUCACGGCCUGGAGGAUGAGAUGUAUGAGGUUCGGAUCGCUGCGGUGGAGGCCCUCUGCAUGCUGGCUCAGUCUUCUCCUGCUUUUGCGGAGAAAUGCCUCGACUUUUUAGUGGACAUGUUCAACGACGAGAUCGAGGAGGUGAGGCUGCAGUCCAUCCACACGAUGAGAAAAAUCUCCAACAACAUCACGCUGCGAGAAGACCAGCUGGAUACUGUGUUGGCUGUCUUGGAGGAUUCUUCGAGGGACAUUCGGGAAGCUCUUCACGAACUGUUGUGUUGCACCAAUGUCUCCACUAAAGAAGGCAUCCACCUUGCCCUGGUGGAGCUCCUGAAAAACCUGACCAAGUAUCCCACAGACAGAGAAUCCAUAUGGAAAUGCUUAAAGUUCUUGGGGAGCCGACAUCCAACUUUGGUGCUUCCAUUGGUCCCGGAGCUCCUGAGCACACAUCCUUUCUUUGACACUCCAGAACCAGACAUGGAUGACCCAGCCUACAUUGCUGUUCUGGUGCUGAUUUUCAACGCUGCUAAGAGCUGCCCCACGAUGCCCGCGCUCUUCUCGGACCACACGUUCCGGCACUACGCCUACCUGCGCGACAGCCUCUCCCACCUGGUGCCUCCCUUGCGACUGCCGGGUAGAAAGCUGGUGUCCUCCCCUGUCUCUCCCAGUAUCACCCCAAACGAGGACCCUUGCCAGCAGUUCCUGCAUCAGAGCCUGGAGAGGGUUUACAACCUCCAGCACCUCGACCCGCAGGGCGUCCAGGAGCUGCUGGAAUUCACCAUCCGGGACCUUCAGAGGCUUGGGGAGCUGCAGUCAGAGUUGGCGGGGAUGGCAGAUUUCACCGCAACUUACCUUCAAUGCCAGCUGCUCCUCAUCAAGGCCCUGCAGGAGAAGCUGUGGAACGUGGCAGCUCCACUGUACCUGAAACAAAACGCGUUGGCAUCUGCUGCAGCCAGACAGAUCCUGGAGGAGACUUAUAAAAUGGAGUUCAUGUACAGCGGCGUGGAAGGCAGACAGGUGGUCAUUAUCCACCACAUGAGACUGCAGGCCAAGGCUCUACAGCUCAUAGUGACUGCACGGACCACCAGAGGAGCUGAACCCCUUUUUGGGAUGUGUGAAAAGUUCUUGCAAGAAGUAGAUUCUUUUCAGAGGUGUUUCAUCUCAGAGCUCCCACACAUGCAAGGCAGCUUUGUCGAUAAGUUGCUGGACUUAAUGCCCAGGCUCGUGACCUCCAAGCCCUCGGAAGUGGUCAAGAUCCUUCAAACAACACUACGACAAAGCACCUUCCUCCACCUUCCUCUUCCAGAGCAGCUCCAUAGAGCUACUGCAACUAUCAUUGAGCCUACAGGGGAAUCGGAUAACCCGCUGCGGUUUACGUCGGGCUUGGUCGUGGCGCUGGAUGUUGAUGCAACUCUGGAACAUGUACAGGAUCCCCAGGGAACUGUUAAAGUUCAGGUAUUGUACCCAGAUGGACAAGCACAGUUAAUCCACCCCAAACCAGCUGAUUUCCGAAACCCAGGUCCCGGGAGGCACAGGCUGAUCACACAGGUCUACCUCUCGCACACGGCCUGGACAGAGCCGUGUCAGAUUGAGGUGAGGUUGCUGCUGGCCUACAAUUCCAGUAGGAGCAAGGCUGCUAAAAUUCCCAAAUCCACGUGGAGCGACAGCAUGGAGGCUCUCCCGCCAUCUGAAAACGGCAUCGAGGGCACCAUUCCGUUCAGCAAACCCGUCAAGGUUUAUAUCAUGCCCAAACCUGCCAGGCGGUGAAGUCUGUCACGGAAAAGCACCUGUUCAUGGGACUGUUGGGAUACGGGAAAAC
Molecule: messenger RNA, 2038 nt
Organism: Tinamus guttatus (white-throated tinamou)
Lineage: Eukaryota; Metazoa; Chordata; Aves; Tinamiformes; Tinamidae
Source: RefSeq, a predicted model, not a curated record